Messenger RNA from Condylostylus longicornis, 1988 nucleotides. Its product is annotated as pickpocket protein 28-like. Gene Ontology annotation, biological process: sodium ion transmembrane transport. The coding region runs from base 98 to 1891 and encodes 597 amino acids. Lineage: Eukaryota; Metazoa; Arthropoda; Insecta; Diptera; Dolichopodidae. The transcript is spliced from 9 exons. Gene Ontology annotation, cellular component: membrane. The record is from RefSeq and is a predicted model, not a curated record. Gene Ontology annotation, molecular function: ligand-gated sodium channel activity.
CAAAAGUAUUAUACACAAGAAAAUAAGCUUUACAUCUGUGGAGAAAUAGGACAAGAGAAACGGCUCCCUUGUUAGUAAACAAGAGAGUCUCGACGAAAUGGCAAAAUCUAAAAACCUUAAUGGAUUAAACGCGGACGGCCCUAUAAGUGAAAAUGAUGAUAGUACAUCUAACAUAUCAAAUAUUUCAUCAGCGAACUCUGAGCCACUACCAGAAUUUAUAGAUGUAAUACAAAAAGGUAAAACAAAAGAAUUUUAUAAAGCUAUGUUUGCUGAAUAUUGUGAAUGUAGCACAAUUCACGGUGUUCGAUAUAUUGGCGAACGGAGGCGAUCUUGGAUUGAAAGAGUAUUUUGGCUUAUUAUAUUCGGUAUAUCAAUUUAUAUUUGUGUUACUCUUAUACAAAAUAUUUGGAAAAAAUGGCAUAGUACACCGGUUAUUGUUAGUUUUGCUGAUAAAUCAACACCAAUUUGGCAAAUUCCAAUGCCAACAAUAACAAUUUGUCCUGAUAAUAAAUCGAAUUCAAGUUUAUUUCGUUUUGAGAACUAUGAAGCACAAAUUCGAGAAAAUAUUUCCAAUUAUGAUACAUGGAAUAGACAGGAAAAACGCUUCAUGGAUAUUAAUUUACAAGUAUGUGAUUACACCGAUAAAGAUUUUUUCAAUUUCACGGAUAAAGUUUAUAAAGGAAAUUUUCUUAAAGAGCUAAAAAAAUUAUAUCCGAAACCAGAUUUUUUAUUUCCAAUAACAAGAUUUGAUGAUGUUAUGGCUUUUAAUGAUUAUAAACAAUUUUUUGAUAUUGUUGUGACUGAAUUCGGAGUCUGUUACAGUUUUAAUAUGCUCCCUUUAGAAAAUAUUUAUAAGAAAAGAACUGUCACUGAUGAAUUGAUUAAUUUUGCACAUGAUGGUGAUCAAGAUCCUGAAACCGUAUUACGUUAUGAUCGUUCAACAACAUGGACACUUGAAACUGGUUUUUCUGAAGAUGGAAAUCAAUUAUUUCCAUAUCGCAUGUAUAAUUCAGUUAUGGAAAAUGGUUUAUUAAUAUUGAUAUAUGGACGUAAAAGUGAUAUUGAUCCAAUUUGUGGGGAAGGUGAUGAAGGUUUUAAGUUUGCAGUUUCAACACCAGGUGAUAUACCACAACUUUCGAAACAAUAUUCAAGUGUACCAUUCAGUUAUGAAGUUCUAGUUGAUAUAACACCAGAAUUAAUAACAACUGAUGAAACAGCUGUUGAUUAUUCACCUAAAAUCCGCCAGUGUUUUUAUGAGAAUGAAAGGCGUUUAGCAUAUUUUCAGUCAUAUAGUCAAGCAAAUUGUGAAUUCGAAUGUCUUACAAAUUAUACGCUAGCUAAAUGUAAAUGUGUAAGGUUUAAUAUGCCGAGAGCAAAAAAUACUCAUACAUGUGGUGCAGCAAAAAUAUCAUGUUAUCAAGAAGCAAAACGUGAAUUAAUGGAAAAAGAUUUUCAACAGAGUACACAAAAUAAUACAAAAAAUAAAGUAAAAGUUCCAGAUUGUGAUUGUUUACCAUCCUGUACAACAUUAUCAUAUAGUUAUGGAAUAACUCAAGCCCCAUUACAAGAAGAUAUCGACGAAGAAGACGAAUACAGAACAACAAAAUUUCUAAUAUAUUUCAAAGAUAAUCGAUUUUGGAGUCAAGAACGUGCUAAAUUAUAUGGUGUUAUCGAUUUUACAGCAAAUGCUGGUGGUUUAUUAGGAUUAUUUAUGGGAAUAUCAAUAUUAAGUUUUGUUGAAUUAUUUUAUUUUAUAUCGGUACGUUUAAUUGGUAAUAUAAAAUUACGUUAUUGUUCGGGUGUAAGACGUAAUAUUGAACAACAAGUACAUGAAAUUCAAAGGAGAUUCAGUAAUGUUAGUGAAACAUUUCGAAAUGAAUAUAAUUUUUGAGAGCAAAAACAAAAAAUUUGUUAUAUAAAAUGAAAAUGAAUUGAAGAAUUUUUUUUGUAAUUAUCAAUGUUAAAAGAUUUUACCAUGCGAAUAAAUU